UACAAGCCAAUGCAGUCGGUAUUGUCACAUUUUAUUGAAGGUUAUGUUGAUUUACUUUUUUUAUCCCGUACCUUUAAACUUCGCUUUGUGAUAAAUCGUUAGGAUUUCAAUUGUAAAAAUGUCAUUUUCGAGGAAGAUAAUUAUUGAAAAAUACUUUCAGCAGUACUUUAAACGCUACUGUUCGUCUCUGAAAUCAACAAAAACCAAAACAGAUGAAUUGAAAGAGAGGCAGAAAGAAAUGAUGGCUAGAAGCCUUCCAAAGCAAAUGCCAAUUACAGGAGUGAAACAAAUUUUAAUUGUAGCAUCUGGCAAAGGAGGAGUAGGAAAAUCUACUACAUCUGUAAAUCUAGCUGUUGCAUUAAAGCUUUUAGAACCUAAAAAAUCUGUUGGAUUAUUAGACGCCGAUGUUUUUGGGCCUUCUAUUCCUUUAAUGAUGAAUUUACACGAAACUCCUUUAUUAAAUAAAAAUAAUUUUAUGGAGCCAUUAUUAAAUUAUGGAAUUAAAUGUAUGUCAAUGGGAUUCUUAAUAGAUGAAAAAUCUCCGGUUGUGUGGAGAGGAUUAAUGGUAAUGAGCGCCCUAAAUAAACUAAUGAGACAAGUAUCUUGGGGAUUACUAGAUUAUUUAAUUAUAGACACACCACCUGGAACCGGAGAUACUCAUUUAUCUCUGAUACAGAAUCUCCCCAUCUCUGGAGCAUUACUGGUAACAACUCCACAAAAAGCGGCUGUAAAUGUUACGAAAAGAGGAGCAGCUUUAUAUAGUAAAAUAAAUGUUCCACUUGCAGGAAUUGUUUCUAAUAUGAGCAAUAUAGUAUGUCCGAAUUGUAAAAGUGAAAUUCCACUUUUAAAAGAUGAAAUUUCUAAUUUAGCUCAGGAAUUUGGCAUACAAAUUUUAUGUAAAAUUCCACUCGAUGAAGAUAUUGCAGAAGGAUGUGAUAAUGGAAAACCCAUUGUUAUUAAUGAUCCAAAUUCAAACAUUACAACAGCAUAUAAAACAUUAGCAAAAGAUGUAUCUAAAUUUUUAAGAAACCAACCUGUCAAUACAUGCUAAUGAUUCUAUUAUAUAAAAAUCUGAAAAUAUAGAGAAAAAAAAUUAAUUUAUUAAAGCGUUCACUCGAGUCCAGAUGCCGAAAUACAUGACAUACCUAUGAAUAUUUUAAUUAGACCAUUUCCAUC
Messenger RNA from Ceratosolen solmsi marchali, 1176 nucleotides. RefSeq names its product NUBP iron-sulfur cluster assembly factor, mitochondrial. Gene Ontology annotation, biological process: iron-sulfur cluster assembly; mitochondrial respiratory chain complex I assembly. The transcript has 5 exons. NCBI's taxonomy places the organism in Eukaryota, Metazoa, Arthropoda, Insecta, Hymenoptera, Agaonidae. Bases 119 to 1051 code for a protein of 310 amino acids. Gene Ontology annotation, cellular component: mitochondrion. The record is from RefSeq and is a predicted model, not a curated record. Gene Ontology annotation, molecular function: 4 iron, 4 sulfur cluster binding; ATP binding; ATP-dependent FeS chaperone activity.